Messenger RNA from Helobdella robusta, 408 nucleotides. RefSeq lists its product as hypothetical. The record is from RefSeq and is a predicted model, not a curated record. The transcript is spliced from 3 exons. Gene Ontology annotation, molecular function: calcium channel activity. Gene Ontology annotation, biological process: detection of mechanical stimulus. Lineage: Eukaryota; Metazoa; Annelida; Clitellata; Rhynchobdellida; Glossiphoniidae. Gene Ontology annotation, cellular component: membrane. The annotation marks the transcript as partial.
AAGUACUUAAACUUCAACUCAACAUUGUGGAGUCUGUCGAAAACCGUUUACUUGUGUACAAAGGAGUUAACCUCACUCAUCAUACUCUCAGGCGUCGUCUACUUCGCCUUCGCCAUAGCAGGUCACGCUUUGUUCGGUUACAAUUUUGAAGAAUUCUCCACAAUUACUUACUCUUGUGCAUCCAUGAUCCGUGUGAUCCUUGGCGACAUGGAUUUCCAGCUUUUCAAAACCGGGAUGAAUUUUUUCGGGAUGAUAUUCAUCCUUCUCUUCGAAUCGCUCAUGUUCUUCGUCUUCAUGGCCGUCUUUCUAGCGAUCAUUCUCUAUGCCUACUCACAAGUCAGUGUGCUUCACCAGAAGCAGAAGUUUGAGAUGCAGAUGCUUGAAUAUACGUACAGGGUUGGCGUUUAA